UAAACCUUGCGUAUAUUUUUGUCGUUGGACGUUGAUUAUUUGGCUUAAGGUUACCAGCCAAUUAAAACGCUUCAUCUUUAUGCAUAUCGUCUAUUUAGUCUUUACAAGUACAUUCUGUUAUAUGCAGUUAUAUGUAUAUGCAGCCUGUCAAGAGAAAUAUAGCAUCAGCCAUCUUAUAUUUUGUGUGUGAAAAGAAAAACAUUUAUUUAAAACAAAUGCUGCACUUUAUUCUGUGAAGUUGUUGGGCGUCUAAUGUUUGCGCUCAAUGCAGCGUGACCUUUUUUUACGCCCACCAGGACCACUACGUUAGCAAAGGUGGAUUGGUACGCAGGAUAUGAGCAGUUUGUCAAGCGCAAUCUGACUCUGCUCCCACAUCAACAAAUAAUCCAACAACCACAGCCACAAGUGCUGUCUCAUAUCCCACAUCAGGACAUAAUGACGUCCAUGUUUGAUCAACAAAUCAAAAGUGAGCCAAUGGGAUUUUAUUCCGUUGCAUCAUCAAGAUCAGAUGGCUCAAAUUCAAUGGUCAAUUUAUCGGAUGAUCGUGAAGAUUUAUCACAACAAGAAAGUCAUAUACAAUCACAACAACAGGGAAUGCAUCAACAACAACAACAACAAAAUCAACAACAACCACAACAAUCUGGUCAAAAUGGACCUUCACGUCAAUCAACAGGACAACAAACAGUUAAAGAAGGAUCAAGAUCAAAGCCUCAACCAUGUAAAAUUUGUGGUAAAGUUUUAUCAUCAGCAUCAUCAUAUUAUGUUCAUAUGAAACUUCAUUCUGGCAAUAAACCCUAUCAUUGUACUGUAUGUGAAGCAAGUUUUUGUAGAAAACCUUAUUUAGAAGUACACAUGAGAACACAUACAGGUGAACGACCAUUUCAAUGUGAAUUAUGUUUAAAAAGAUUUACCCAAAAAAGCAGUUUAAAUACUCAUAAACGUGUACAUACUGGUGAACGUCCAUAUGCUUGUGACAUUUGUCAAAAACGUUUUGCUGUUAAAAGUUAUGUAACGGCACAUCGAUGGAGUCAUGUUGCUGAAAAACCAUUAGUUUGUGACAGAUGUUCAAUGACAUUUACAUCAAAAAGUCAAUUUGCUAUUCAUAUUCGUACACAUACAGCAAAUUCAACAUAUGAAUGUAAUAUUUGUGGACGUACAUUUGUACGUGACAGUUAUUUAAUACGUCAUCAAAAUCGUGUACAUCGUGAUAUGAGUCAAGGUAGUGCAAAUCAUAAUCCACCAACACCACAAAGUUCUGGUCCACAAACACCUGGUACUGGUUUUGAAAGUCCUGUUUGUGAUUUACGAUAUAAUGAAGGUACAUCAGCAUUGGAUGGACUUGGUGGUAAAAGUGUUGCAAUUGCUGCUGAAAUUGCAAGUUUAACAAAGCAAAAUAGUUUGCAAUUACCAGUACCAUUGCUGCAUCCUCAAACAACCAACUAGUGUUUAAAUGGUGGUGUGCAAGAGUCUCCGCCACAUCAAGUUGAAUGUCAAUCAACAGCAGCAUUAUCAUCAUCAUCAUUGUCACAUUAUAAUACUAUUCAUUCACCAAUAAUCAUCAAUGAGCCAUCCACAACAGUCAAAACGACAACUCAAGUAACUCCAAGUGGUUAUCAAUCUUCACAAGGCUCGUCUGGCUCUCUUGGCAGUCCAGAGCCAUCACGUUAUUCUCAUUUUUCAUCUGUGGAUAUUACGGAUUCACAUUCUCAUUAUUAUCAACACGCACAUCCACAACCACAGCCACCACCACCACCUCCUCCACCUCUUCCUCCUCCGCAUAAUCAUCAUCCUUAUCAUCAACAUCAUCAUCAUCAUCAUCAUCAUGGACACUGCAAUAUACCCCCACCUGGACUUCAUCCAGCACUCUAUCUCUACGCCCAGUAUGCAAAUACAACUCCUUCGAUUACUUAUCCUGAAUAUGUUCAACGCACCAACUAGAAGAAAAAAUAGCAUAUCUUUAUGCUAGAAUCAAUUUGGGUUGUCUUUUUUUUGUUUUUUUUUUUUGUUUGAUUUGUAUGUUUAAUCACGUAAGUGAUGGAAAAAAAUUUUGAUUGUUUUUGUUUUAUUUAUUUUAUUUUUCUCGUGAAUUAAGUGGUAGUAUCAAAAACGACAAAUAAGAAAAAAAAUAUAAUUAAAAUUAAUUAGUACAUAUAACAUGCAUCAGGAUUAACUUAUCGCAUUCUAGACGAUUUUUUUUUCAAGUCGUAUAUAAUGGUAAGGGCGCAGGCGUUCACGUUAGAAGUUGAUAUGAAGGGAAAAGUAAAAAAAAAAAAAAAAAAAAGAAAAAAAUGAAAUCACUUGUCAAGGCUAGUAUGAUUCCGGUAUUCCAAAAUCCCUAACAUAUUUCCUUUUUUUUUUCUUUUCGUUUUAUAUUUUUCUUUUUUUUUUUUUUUUUGGAAGUGUAGCUUCUUUUUUUUUUUUCUUUUUUUGUUUCACAGUACCACUGUUAUUUUUUUUUUUUUUCCUUCUUUUUCUUUAAAUCAUGCAUAUAACCAUUUAUGUAUGUUUACCACACAUAUAUUUAUACUAUAUUGUUAAAGGAGUUUUAGUCAUUUGGGUCUGUGAUAUAGAUAGUAAUUUUUUAUCAGCGAAUUUAAGAUUCUGGCUGAAGAAUCUAUUUAUUAAUUGGUUUUAUUGUUUCGAAGUCAAAGCGGGAAAAAAAAAAGCAUAAUUUAAAUUUUAAAAAAGUUGACACAAAAUAAAAAAUAAAUGAUAGUAGAGCGAUGUAUAAUAAAUCCCAGUAAAGCCACGGAGUGAUAUAAUUAUUGGAUAUAAAAAAAAAAGUAAUACACAAAAAACACAGAACAAAUUAUGGGUUUCAUUGUAAUUUCUAAUGACGUUUGGUAGCCAACCUAUAACUAUUUAAUUAACUAUUACUAAUAUUACUACGCAAAGAAAAAAUAAUUAUUAUAAAAAAAAAUAUUUAAAAAAAGAAAAAAAAAUUGAAUCAUCUGUUGAAUUACUAUUAUUAUUAUUAUUAAAAUUAUCGUCACAAAAUAUUUUAAAAGAAUCAUUUCGAUUUUUCAUAGUCAUAUUAAAAAUAUUAUCUCAAUAAUAUUAAUUAUAAAAAUUAAUAAUUUUUUAUUAUACACAAUCUGAUAAAAAAAAAAGAAAAUUUAAUUAAUCUUGAUACUUCUUUUUUGAUAUGAGUGAUAGUACUAUUAUCAAUAUUAUUCUCAAUGAUGAUUCUUUAACUCUUUGUAUAAUAUUAGCAUAUUUAGGCAAACAUUUAGAAAUUAUUAUUUAAAAAAAAAAAAAACAAAAUCUCAGAUUUGUAGUUGAAAAACGAAGUACAUUUUAUUUAAUUGUAAAACAUAAAAAUGAUAUUAUAUUAUAUUGAACAAAAAACAAAAAAAGGGUUAUGGUUUUUUAUAAACAUUAAAAUAUUUUUUCUAUUUUUUAUUUAUGAAACAUAUUAUUGGUGAAAAAAAAAAAUUAAGAAAAUUACACAAGUUAUUUACUUUAGAAUUGCUUAAUAAUUUGAUGAUUUCGAAUAUUAAAAAUACAAAAAAUGAAAAUGUCUAUCAUGUGGUAUUUUAUAAUAUAAGUUGUCAAACAAGUUGACAAUAGUUUCAGUUUAAAAAUACGUUAAAAUGUAAAUAACCAUGACCAUUAUUGAAGUACAAAAAAAAAAAGAGAUGUAAAUAUUAAUAGAUUCGUAAUUUAAUGCUUAUUUACAUUGCGGUUGACUACUCAGCUUCUGUUGGCCUUUAAUCAAUUUAUUAUUUGCUUAUGUUUUUUUCUAAAUUACACUUUAAAUAUUUAAAAAAAUUUUCGUAUUAAUUUUACUAGUAAAAAAGGAAAAAAAAAUGUUUCAGUUUAAUUUUGAAAAAUAGCGUGUAAUAAAUGCUACGGGACUUUGAAUUUCAUGAGACACCAACUUAUCAGGUGAGACUGAUUAUCGUCAUAAUAAAUUCGUAAUUUAAAAAAAAAAAAAAAAUUAAUUUGGUUAAAUAUUGUAUGUCGUUGAUGGUAGAGUCAUAAAAGUAUAAAUCUUUUAAAAAUUGUAUUUUAAAAUUAAACAGAUUUAUCUACAAAUUUAUAUGACAACAAAUAAGUCAAAUAAAAUUAAAAUAAUAAAAGCCAAAGUAGAGAAAAAAAAUUGUCAGAGCUUUUAUUAUUUUAUUUUAUAUGAGUCAUGGUUAAGUGUUAUUAUAAAAUGGAUUUAAAAAAUCAAAAAAACUUUUAUGAUUCUAAAUUAACGAUGUUACAAAAAAAAAAAAAGCAAUGAUCUGUAUUAUUAUUGGCUAGUCAUUGUGAUGUCUUUGAGAUAAUGUACUACAAUACUGUGAUUAAAGUCUCUGGCAUAUAUCCGCUUGAUAAGUUUUUAGUUUAAUCAUAAUAGUGAGUUUAGAAUAUUAGCCAUAUAUCUUACAAGAGUUAAGGUAAUCUUUUAUAUAAUUUGUUCUUUUUUUUUAAUCUUUAUCCAUCAAUUAAACUCGCUCAUAUCGCUACUAUCAUCGUCCAACUAAACUAAAAAAAAGAAACAUAGUUUAAAGUGAUUUACAAUGAAACUACUAUCACUUUUUGUUUAAUUAAAAAUUUAUUAUAUACACUAUUAUUUUGUUUAUAAAAGAUCGAAAAAAAAACUUAAAUUUGUUAAGUAUUUUUUUAUAUAUAUUCGGACAAACAAAAAAGUACAUUUUUUUCUUUACUUUUUACAAAAUUUUAUACGUCAUAAAUAAUUAAAAGUUGAAUAUUAAGAGUGUCAAUAGAAAAAAAUAAUAUUAUAAUACAGUAAUCGAGACAUUGAGCUGAGUGUUCUCUAAAAAUGAGUGCAAUGUUGUAAAAAAAAAUGGCUCUGAAUAUAAAACUAUUACGUGAAUGUUUAUGUACACAUUGAUGUAAUUAAUUAUUUUGAAACGAUAUAUAUAACAUUAUAUUUUUUUUUGUUUUUGCAUAUUUUGAUUUUCUGAAAUUAAUAAUAAUUAUUAUUUAAUGUCUGUUUGAAUUAUUUUUCAAAAAUUAAAUUAUAUAUGACAGACUAUGGAACGGAAUGUUGAUGGCUAAUUAAUAUAUUGUUAUUUUAAUUUAUAAUUGUCAGUAAAAAAACUUUCUUUUUUGUUUUUUAUAAUAUAUCUUAAAGUAUAUAUAUAUAUUUAAAAAAAUAAUAAUUUAUAAAUUUUCAAUUGUAUACACUGAGCUAACUCAUUUAUUAUAAAUUCAUAAAAAUACAACAUUAAGUUGUGCAAAAUACCAUCAACAUUAAAAAUCAUAAUAAUUUUUGCCUCUUUAUAAUAAUACUCAUGUGAGGCUCACCUUCCUACGCACUAGUAUAAAAAAUAAAAAAAAUGUAAUAUUUUUUUGCUCUAAAAGAAAAAAAAAAUAAUGCAAUUGAAAGUGUAGCCAAUUGACUACAUAUCAAUAUAUAAUGUCACGAAAAAAAAAAAAAACAAAUAAAAAAAAGUUAAAUAAUUAUUGAGCGUGGUUGUUUGAAUAUAAUAAUAUAAAAUAAAAAUACAGUAAAUUUUUAACAAUAUCGAACGAAACUAAAUAAUGCCCGAACAAUAUCGACAUUGCGCCUGUACCAUUUUGCUUCGUUAGCAGAGUACGAUGCCAUUUAUUUUUAUAAUACGUUUACGUAGGAAUAGUUCUUAUUUUUGUAUAGAGAUUUACCAUGCUACAGUAAGUCUUAGAGGUCUGCGUAGGGUAGAUUAUUAAGAAAAUUAAUAAAUAAAAAUGGAAAAAUGAUUUACAUGAAGAAAACAAAAAAAAAAAUUCAAAAAUACAUAAAUACAUUUAUAUAGAUAAUAAAAAAGGUACAUACAUAGAUAUAUAUCGUACCAAAAAAAAAAACGAAAAAAAAAAAAAAUACAAAGCACUCACAAAAUUUACUCUUAUACCUAACUUCAAUUGUUAAUUACAUUAUUAAAAUGUUUUUUUUUUAGACUUGCUUUUCAUCACAUAUAUACUUAAACAAAUACUCCAACAGUAUUGCGAUAAUUUUGACGUUAAAAUUUAUCAUUAAAAAAUUUAUAAAUUGAAAUAUUAAUUAUUUUUAUGUUGUACAAAAUUGUUGUACUAGUUUCAAUAAAAUUUUAACGUCAAAAUAAUCGUAAUUUCAACUCCAAAUAUCUAUCGAUCUAUCUAGUCUAAUGAAAGUAAUAAACAUGUUUUUUUUUUUGUUCUUUUCAAUUAUUUAUUUAUUCAUUUUUUUUUUUUGUCAAGAAAUGAAAUAAUAGAGGACAAUAUAUAUAUAUAUAAAUAAUGCGACAAUGAUUGUGUGCAUUAAUAUCCAGAGAUAAAAAUUUAAUACGGCAAUACAAGGUUGGCAUCAAAUACCAACGCAUUAUCCAACUACUUAGAAACAUUUAAAUGCAAUUAUAAUACGUGAACUCUGACCGUAAAAUAAAAAAGUGUGUAAAAAAUAAAACUAAUAAAUAAUUAAGAAAGCAUAGUCAUGAUAAAAAUAAAUAAAUAAAUAACAUAUAAAUAAAUAAAAUAAUGACAAAUUAACGAAAAAGAAAGAAACUAUACUUAUAGAUAAAUCAUGACUCAUUAUAGUUAUAAAGUUAAACAUGAAACUUGACAAACUGAAUGAAAAUAAAAGCAUGUUUAUAUAUAUAUAUAAACAUGUUUAAAUAUAUAUAUAUAUACAUAUGAGGCAGAACAGCCCAACUCGGCUGUGUCAAAACCCUAUCUGUUGAAAAAUUUAAUUAUAAAUUUUUUAAAAAUAAUUUUCUUUUUACUAAUUAUAGAAGUGAUACAGUUAGAUAUACAGUAAGAAUUUUAAGAUAAAAUUUAAAUUUAAAUAAAAUAAUUUUAGAAAAAUGAAAAAAAAAAAUCAAAAAGCUUUACAUGCCCUUUAAAGAAAAAUUUAUAAUUAAAAUUUGUAAAAAAAAAAAAAAAACAUUUGGUUUUGACAUGAACGAGUUGAAUUGUCUUGUCCCCAUAAACAUCUAUACAUACAUAUAUAAAUUUUUAGAAACUGUAGAAAAACA
This is a messenger RNA of Aphidius gifuensis, 6941 nucleotides long. Its product is annotated as zinc finger protein 235-like. Bases 436 to 1443 code for a protein of 335 amino acids. Gene Ontology annotation, biological process: regulation of transcription by RNA polymerase II. Gene Ontology annotation, molecular function: DNA-binding transcription factor activity, RNA polymerase II-specific; RNA polymerase II cis-regulatory region sequence-specific DNA binding. Lineage: Eukaryota; Metazoa; Arthropoda; Insecta; Hymenoptera; Braconidae. The transcript is spliced from 2 exons. Gene Ontology annotation, cellular component: nucleus. The record is from RefSeq and is a predicted model, not a curated record.